CAGGCUGGGCCACUCGGUUAGUUCCCUCACACAGCAGGACGUCCCCUCACCACCUCCUGAACAGCACAGCUGAAGACAAAGACAAAGACGAGAGGAGAGGAUAACCAGAGAAAAAGGAAUGUGAGGAGAAGUGGUGGAGAAGUUCUGUGAACAAGGCGAACAAGAGAAAACGGAACGUUGAGGAUAGAACGUUGGGACGUUCGGAACUGUGGUGGCAGCAUGUGGAUCUGACGGAACUGUGACGAGAGGGACCAGAGUACGAUGUGAGAGCGCUGGGGCUCUGUAGAACCAGGGUGUGAGAGCGCUAGUAGACUGCCAGGACUCAGACAUGUCGAUCACAGUCAGCCUGAAGAGGAUCACUAACCUCCCAGGGAGGUACGAUCGCAAGGUGGAACUCUCUUUCAGAGGGUUCACACAUAAAACCAAGAUCCUGCAGUGUGAAAACCUGGCCAUCUUCAAUGAGCAAUUCCGAUGGCCUCAUUAUGGGAAAGGGAUUGGAAACGAGGUUCUGACUAUCAGUGUCUACAACUGCAGCAAAGUCUUCAGCAACAGGCUGCUGGGGAAGCUGGUGGUCGGCCUGCAGCAUGUGGUAACGUCAGGACGAAUGGUGCUCAGAGAACGUCUGACUGCAGCCAACUACAGCCUGACUGAUAUGUAUGUGGAGCUGGAUAUUCGGUACCAGCCCGUCCAGGGAUCAGCUGGAGGCUGGGAGGGGGACGAGUUCCUGGACUUGGAGGACGGAGACGAGUCAGGGCUGGUGAUCAGGAACACAGCAUUUGCAGAUGCUGGGCCCAAGCAGGCCCUGCGACCUGAGCAUCUGGACCGGGCUGCCAGGAGGAUCGGCCGGGGGCUUCUUCGCACUGGAGACGAGGAUGACGAAGAUGAUGAUGACGACGACGAUGACUUUGACAUGGAUAGCAUGGAGACUUCCAACAUGACAUUCACACCCAUACUGAGUCGUUGCAGGGCUCUGUCCAGGCAUGGCCAGACUGCCAUUCCCAGAGUCCAGAGCUUCCAGGUGAAUGUUAGCAUCCUGGAGGCUCAGAAGCUGCAGGGAGUGAACAUCAACCCUGCAGUGUUCAUCCGUGUGGAGAAGGAGAAGAGACACACAGCCACUCAGAAGUCCACCAACUGUCCCUUCUACAACGAGAACUUUGUGUUUGAGUUCCAUGAGACUCAGGAUGUCUUGUUUGAUAAAGUCAUUGAAAUGACGGUGGUCAACAAGAAGCUGCUGGGACUCCUGAUGAAGCGUAUCGGAAUGUUCAAGAUCGACAUCAGCACCGUCUACAGCCAGCCAGACCACAGUUUCCACCAGAAGUGGGCUCCUCUGACCGACCCGUCCGACACUCGCUCAGGGAUCCGGGGCUACGUCAAGGCCAGCAUCACCGUGGUGAGGAAGGGAGACGACCUCAGCAUACCUUCGACCGGUGCCAAGAACGACGAGAUCGACAAGAACCUGCUGCUGCCCAGGGGGAUGCCAGCGGAGCGGCCCUGGGCCCAGUUCCUGGUGAGGGUGUAUCGGGCCGAGGGUCUGCCCAGCAUGAGCGCUGGCUUCCUGGGGAACUUCUCUAAGAUGAUGGACAGGAACGUCUUCAUAGACCCAUACGUCCAGGUCACCUUUGCUGGGCAGCAGGGAGAGACUUCCGUGGUGUCAGGCACCAACAGUCCCACGUGGAACGAGCAGAUCUCCUUCAUCGAGCAGUUCCCACCCCUCGCUCGACGAAUCAAAAUCCAGAUCCUUGAUGAUGCUAAUAUUGGGGAUGUCGCCGUGGCAACACACUUCCUGGACCUUCAACAGAUCUCUGACCCAACCAGAAAUGGGUUUGACCCAACCUUUGGCCCUUCCUGGAUCAACCUUUACGGUUCUCCCAGGAACUCAGCCCUGAGGGACGUGCACCAGGCCAUGAACGAGGGGCUGAGUGAAGGCAUCUUCUACCGCGGACGGCUCCUGUUGGGCCUCAGCGUGGAGGUCUACACCUCGCCCAACUCUGCUGCCGCGGACACCCAACCCUCCCCCGGAGUGAAGGGGGCGCUGGGCCGCCUGAAGAGGAAGAGCAAGAAGACCAAGGAGAGGAAGCAGGAUGCUGGGUCUGCAGUGGAGUCAGAGGAGGCAGGCAUGGAGGUACCAGAGGCAGUCACUGUGGAGGUGAAGGAGGUCCACCCCAUGCCUGAGGGUUUGGUGGGAGAGAAGGAGGAGUUUCUGCUGUUUGCCUCCUUUUUUGAAAUCACCAUGAUGGAUCCUGUCAUUGGGAGCAAGUCAAUCACCUUCGAACUGUCUAUAGGGAACUAUGGGAAGGUGGUGGAGGUGGCGAAGUCCAAAAAAAGUGGCAGCAAGGAGGAACUUAGCAGGAGCAGGGAUGACCUACGCAGGAACAGGGAUGACCUACGCAGGAGCAGGGAAGAUCUUUCCAGAAGCAGAGAUGACGUGAGUGUAGGCAUGGAGGAUCUGAGCGAUGACGGCCAGCCUCUGUUGGGCUCUGAAGACGAGCUGGAGAGGGGGCAGCUCUUGGACCCUGGGCCUCUGGAUAGGUCUGUCUCCAAGCCCAGAAAACCCCAGCCCACUGAGUUAGACAGGUCGUUCCGCUGUGUGCCCCUCAAGGGAGAUAAGCCUUGCCUCUACCUCUGGUGCUGCUUCGAGGACCACAGCUUCCGCUACUACAGCUCUAAUUGGUUACACAAGAUUGCUGACAGGCUGGAGAUAGGUUUGGAGGAGGUGGAGGGUCUUCUGAAGCGGCCCAGGAGCAGGGUGAAGGAACGCCUGGUGGAGGUUCUCACAGAGUUUGUGGCCAGCUGCAAACAGUACUGCUCCAAUGCAUUCAAGAAGGGAGCUUACAAACCCAACAACUUGGACAAACGCAGACGAGAGUUCCUCCGGAAGAGAAUCCUGUUGCUGGCCAGGGCAGCGCUGCGUGCCAGGAGGAGGGUGACCAGGAGGACAGCUCCAGAGAAGCUGUCAGAAGCACAGAAGAUCUUCAAGAAGCUCCUACUGCUCGCCAAAGAGCCCCAGAGUACCCUGCCAGAUGUGUUUCUGUGGAUGCUGAGUGCAGGGCGGAGGCUGGCCUACUGCCGGAUCCCCUCACACUCCAUCCUGUUCUCUCUGGUGGAGGAGCAGAGAGGCAAGGACUGUGGCAAGCUGUCCACCAUCUACAUGAAGACCCCUGGUGGCCCUGUGGGAGAGAUCUUCGCCAAGCUUGAGGUGUAUCUGUGGCUGGGCAUCACUAAGUACGCCAAAAACUGUACCAUCAGCCUGCCUGGAGAGUUCCUGCCUGUUUGUGAGCCGAUGCCAGCUGGGGUGCCCAUGCCCGCCAACAUGCCCCCCAUCUCCCUGACCUGCCAGGACAGUCGUUACUUCCAGCUGCGUUGCCAUAUGUACCAGGCGCGUGGCAUCAUCGCCUCAGAUGACACCGGCCUGUCGGACCCCUUCACCAAGGUGCUGUUCUCCACGCAGUGCCAGGUCUCACGGAUCCUGAACCAGACCCUGUCCCCUACCUGGUGUGAGCUGCUGCUGUUCGACAGGGUCUUGAUCGAGGGCACCAAGGAGGAGCUGAGGGAUGACCCUCCAAUCAUCAUCAUCAGCCUCUACGACUUCGAUGCCAUGAGCAAAAAUGACCCUCUGGGCCGGGCGUUUGCAGAGCCAGAGUUGAAGUUUGUGGAGGAGCCUUACAAGAAGCCUGGACUGAAAUUCUUCAACAUCACCAGAGGGCGUUCACAUGCUGGCCAGCUUCUGGCAGCGUUUGAGCUUAUAGAACUGGACUACUCCUGCUUUGGAGAGCCGUCCCUCAAUGCAGACGUGGACCCUCAGGAGCCCCAGUUUCUGGAGGAGGAGAGAUGCUACGUCAUACCUGAGGGUGUCCGGCCAGUCCUCAAGACCUUCAGGAUAGAGGUGUUGUUCUGGGGCCUGAGGGACCUGUGCAGGGUGAACCUGUUUGAGGUGGAGCGGCCCCAGGUGAGGAUAGAGUGUGCGGGCCACUGUCUGGAGUCGGAGGAGAUGGAGAACUACAAAGUCACACCCAACUUCAAGGAGAUCGUCAGACACUUCCAUGUGGAGCUUCCAGAGCAGGUAUACUUGCACCCGCCCCUCACCAUCUUCGUUCUGGAGCAGCGUGCGUUCGGGCGCAUGGUGCUGGUCGGCACACACGUGGUCCAGAGCCUGAUGGCCUUCGGGCCCCAGAACCUGGGAGACUGGGAUGAUGAGGAGGAGGAGGAGCCUAAGAGGCCAGUGAAGCUCUCCAUCCGGAAGACCACCCCUCUGGUCACAAUGAAGACCAUGCAGCUGGGAAACCUGCCCAUCAAGAUGUCCAAGAUCCCAAUAAACCUGGAGACCCAGAACUAG
Hypomesus transpacificus is the source of this 4333-nucleotide messenger RNA. RefSeq names its product fer-1-like protein 4. Lineage: Eukaryota; Metazoa; Chordata; Actinopteri; Osmeriformes; Osmeridae. The transcript has 32 exons. Gene Ontology annotation, cellular component: membrane. Gene Ontology annotation, biological process: plasma membrane organization. The record is from RefSeq and is a predicted model, not a curated record. Bases 329 to 4333 code for a protein of 1334 amino acids.